This is a messenger RNA of Panicum virgatum (switchgrass), 1075 nucleotides long. Its product is annotated as putative MO25-like protein At5g47540. Gene Ontology annotation, molecular function: protein serine/threonine kinase activator activity. Gene Ontology annotation, biological process: intracellular signal transduction. The transcript has 11 exons. The coding region runs from base 29 to 1075 and encodes 348 amino acids. Lineage: Eukaryota; Viridiplantae; Streptophyta; Magnoliopsida; Poales; Poaceae. The record is from RefSeq and is a predicted model, not a curated record.
CACCAUUGUCACAACUACAGCAGCGGCGAUGGGGAGUGGGUCAGGAAGGAGGGGAUGGUGGCUGUUCCGAUCAAAGGUGAGGUGCCCAGUGGAGGUGGUGUGUCAUUCAAGGGACCUGCUUAGUUAUGUUUUGCAAGACCGAGAGGCUCACAGCAACAAUCGUGACCCCAAGCGUGAACAAAAAAUGACAGAUCUAAGAAAAAGCAUAAGGGAGAUGAAGUGCAUUCUAUAUGGCAAUGGUGAUGCAGAUCCUGUCACUGAAGCUUGCACAAAUUUGACCAAGGAAUUCUUCAAAGACAAUACCAACACCCUGCGUCUACUAAUUGUUUGCAUUCCCUAUUUGGACUUAGAAACUCAAAAGGAUGUUACUCAAGUUAUUGCAAACUUACAAAGGCAAAAGGUAGAUUCGAGGAUUAUUGCAUCUGAUUACCUAGAAGCUAACAAAGACCUUUUGGACAUUCUAAUCUUUGGAUAUGAAAACAUGGAGAUUGCAAUACAUUAUAGCACGAUUUUAAGGGACUGCAUACGCCACCAAGUUGUUGCUCGGUAUGUAUUAGACUCAGAACACAUGAAGAAGUUCUUUGAUUACAUACAGCUUCCUGACUUCAAUAUAGCAUCAGAUGCUUUCAGGACUUACAAGGAACUAUUGACAAGGCAUAAAUCAAGCGCUGCUGAGUUCUUUUCCAGGAAUUAUGAUUGGUUCUUUUCAGAAUUUAACUCAAAAUUGCUAUCAUCUCCCAACUAUAUCAUCCGAAGGCAAGCUACUCAACUUCUGGGAGGCAUUCUUUUGGAUAAGUCAAACACCCCAGUGAUGAUUUGCUAUGUUAGUUCAAAGGAGAACCUCAUAAUUCUAAUGAACCUUCUAAGGGAACAAAGCAAGGCUAUUCAAGUCGAGGCUUUUCAUGUCUUCAAACUGUUUGCCGCCAAUCAAGACAAGCCACCUGAGAUUGUCAGCAUACUGUCAGCCAACAAAAGCAAGCUUAUUAGGUUUUUAGGAGACUUCUCUCUAGAUAAAGAGGACCAACAAUUUGAGGUCGACAAAGCUAAGGUCGUUGCAGAGAUCUCGAUGCUAUAA